Physcomitrium patens is the source of this 1344-nucleotide messenger RNA. Its product is annotated as putative plastid-lipid-associated protein 8, chloroplastic. Lineage: Eukaryota; Viridiplantae; Streptophyta; Bryopsida; Funariales; Funariaceae. The record is from RefSeq and is a predicted model, not a curated record.
AGGUCUCGGGAUUUGCUACACUAUCAUCGCAAAAGCUUUCGCAAUUACAGUCUUCGCCAUCGUCAUCGACAUCGUCAUCAUAGUAGUUGUAGGGUUUAGCUAGGACCGCUGGGAGGUGUAGAGAAUCCUCAGGUCUCUUCUCUGACGAGAACCAAAGAAGGAUUCGCAAUGGUAGUCUCCCCGACCCUCUCUUGCAGCGCAUUCAAGCUGGGGUGCGCUUUGAAUUCUGCGUCGGCUCGUCCCUCUCUUGGUGGAUAUGGUCGACAGUCGGGUCCUUGCAAGGUCGCGAGGGUUGUGUGUUCGGAUACGGUGUCGUCGAAGAAGGAAUGGAGUAGGGUAAAGCCCGGGGUUGCUAACUCUGGAGCUCGAAGGGGUAGGUCGUUGGUGGCAGCUGCUGCGGCGGAAGGGGUUGCUGUGGAUGUGAAUGCCCCGGCAUCUGUUCUUGUUGAACAGCUGCUUUCUUUGGUCGAGGGUACUGACAGGGGAACGCAAAUUGGCGAGCCAGAGAAGUGCGCGAUCAACGAAAUUGUUGCCAAGUUGGAGACCCAGUGCAUUCCGGAACCUCUAUCCAGUCCCUUGCUAUUUGGAGAUUGGGAGGUGGCAUAUAGCAGCAAUCCAACAGCACCGGGUGGAUACUACCGCAGCAUGCUGGGCCGUGCAUUGCUGAAGACCCGGGAUAUGGUGCAGAGCAUCAAUGCCCCUGAUCUCAUCUCUAACAAGGUUGCCUUCGCUGCCUUUGGCCUUGUCGAAGGGAAAGUAACCUUGCAAGGUAAACUGACAGUUUUAGACCAGAAGUGGGUAGAGGUAGUGUUCGAGCCUCCUCAAGUGAUGUUGGGGUCGUUUAAGACGCAGUACGGAGGCAACAGUAAUGUCAAACUGGCAAUCCUGUACCUCGAUGAGGUUGUGAGGAUAGGGAGGGGUUCUAGAGGCUCUCUUUUCAUCUUCAAACGACGCACGUGAGCUCAUACCGAAUGUCAGCAUCUGUGGAGUGUCGGGAACGUCCUAACCGUGAUGUCCAAGCCUUUCAGUAUUCAAAGCGUGGAUUUCAAUAGAGUAUAAAGUUUCUUCCUUUGUAUUUAUAAACGGACCAUUUUGUAGAGCAAGGAUACGCAUGGCUUCACGCAACACAGCUCAAUGGUACAGCGGGGAGAAUAGGAGGAUGCGGCAGUUCAUAAUUUUCAUUUGUUAAUCACAAAUCUUCGAGGCUCAAGCUUACAGUGAGAGUUGAUAAACCUCCAGGUCUUCCUCAACCUUCUCUUGAUGGGAAGCUGACCUAAAGACGAAACCGAUUUAUGGAUAUUUUGGCACAACUUCGAUGUCAGUCUUCAUACUUCAUUGCUUGUA